Ceratitis capitata (Mediterranean fruit fly) is the source of this 1823-nucleotide messenger RNA. RefSeq lists its product as uncharacterized. The record is from RefSeq and is a predicted model, not a curated record. Bases 496 to 1425 code for a protein of 309 amino acids. NCBI's taxonomy places the organism in Eukaryota, Metazoa, Arthropoda, Insecta, Diptera, Tephritidae. Gene Ontology annotation, biological process: cellular response to hydrogen peroxide. The transcript has a single exon.
AAGUUUCUGUAGGUAAACUGAAUCAUAUUUGCAGUCUGGCAUUAUUUCCUUCCAGAAAAAGAUGGAAACAUAUGUGAAAAACAACACCAUUCACUGAACGCGCUACGUAUGGUAUUGAAAAAAAAUAAAAAUAAGGAAGAUUUUAGCAAAUCACUCAUAACAGAGAAAAGAAAUUGUGUUUAAAGUCGAAUGAAAAACUAAAAAUUUAGAAAUUGCGCAUUCUUAUAUAUGCUAACAAUUCGAGAAAAAAUUAAAAAGAACGCACAUCACUACAUAAACACUCUGAGAAGAAUGAAACCAAAACAAAAAUAAGGCACGAAAAAAGAGACGAAUAACAAAUUUUGUAGACGUACAAAUAUCAAUACUUCAGCAGAAGCUUGGGGGUCUCAAAUUCUUAUAACAAAUCCCGCCAACAUUGUGAACAAAUGGUGAAAGUCCGGUUUUCCAAGUAGUCGAUACAUUUUUAUGAAAGCACGGCACAAUUAACAUAUCACAAUGUCGGAGGAUAUUUCAGGCGAACUCCGUAAAUUGGAAAUAACUUCAGCAGAUAUAGCUCAUUUGGCCACACAUGAUCUUCUAGAUACUACACAUAUACCGCUAAGGUUAAAUCCAUUUUAUGAAGGUGAUAUUGAAACCAAGGAAUUGAAAGAAAAAGAAAAGCAGUUGGUUUCAAUAUCGGUACAAAAACUACACAAAAAUCAAGGUUGCAGACGUUGUAGGCUGCGACGUCGUUCCGAGAGUGUCGCUGAAUCACUCGGCUCGGCUACUACGGUUCUGUCGAUAGAAGAUCCAGAUAUAUCCAGCAGUUCUCACGGCACAUUACGAGUUCAAAAGCAGUCUCUAAAGAAACGCAGGGUUAUUUUGCGCCCACCGGUGUUGCGUAAGCUCCAAAAUCUACAUAUGCUAAUCCAGUUAUCGCCUAAAGAAGAAACGGAUCAAAGUUCUUCAUAUGCUGUAAGAAACAUUUAUAUAUCACCUUGUACCAGCAAAGAAACAACGUCCACAAGUGCAAAACGAGGAAUUUCCGAUUUUCGUGAUUUAAUGCACGAAUGCCAAAAUUUACUGAAUUUGGAGAAGGAUGUAAAAGGACGAUUUGGGUUAGUUAGCCCCCAGCAGCGAUUGUCAAAGAAUUUUACAACUAUGCAGCCUAAUAUACCACCAAGAAGUUUAUUUAGUAACAAAGAGAGAAGUAAAUUUCGGCAGAAUGACAUACAAUCUACUUCUCCGGAUAGAAAUACAGGGUCUGGCGCACGUUCCACUACUAGUACAUCAUGCUCCCAACAAGCCGGUAACAGUGCCACCGCAGUACAUAAUAGCAACGGCAAUGGCGAUGAUGUCACUAUUGACGAACUUGCUUGCUAUUUUGACACAUUUGUUCAUAUACCGAAAAAGAUGUCUACAAUGGCUGAAAUGAUGUACAUAUGAACUGGAAGUCGGAGCAGUAAUGGUACGAAUGCGAAUCAUGUGCUUUUUAAUUAUGCUGCCACUGAGCAGCCUCAAUCAUAAGCGAACAAAUAUUAGUUGGUAUAGCUGAAAAUGAGUGAAUCCAAGAUUUUAUCGGCGCAUUCACGCGGUAUAGAUAGCAUUGUGUGAAAAUAACUACUCUAUGUAUUUUCUCUCCUUUUUUUAAAUUAAUACGGCUAUAAAUUAUGUACACUUGAAUUUAUAUUAUAUUAUAUAUGUAUGUAAUUACAAAUGAAUUAUGCUUUGUAUUAAUUGUAGCUAUAAUAUAUGUAUGCAUGUAGCUUAAAAUAAAUUAAACUAUGCAACAUGAUAUGCCUGUGAUUAGCAUGGCAUACUUUGUUAGUUUUGUUAAUAUGAUU